AUGGCUCUUGCGCGGCAGGCUCGACUGUUCUCAUUCAUGGCUCGGUUACUCUUGGCGCCCAGACGGGGCCUGGUGGUCCGCGGUCCCGACGAGCCCCUGCCGGUGGUGCGCAUUCCCCGGGCUCUACAGCGGCGGCAUGAACAGCGGCAGAGAGGGCGAAAUCCUCUGCAGCCGGUGCUGGCGCGACCCGGUCCGCUGCUGAUCUCCGCGCGGCGACCGGAGUUGAGCCAACCGGCGCGCCUCACGCUGGGUCGUUGGGAGCUCGCGCCGCUGGCCUCUCGCGGCUGGAAGAGUCGGCGCGCACGCGGGGACCACUUCUCCAUCGAGCGCGCGCAACAUGAGGCGCCGGCGCUGCGGAACCUCUCAUCCGAGAGCAGCUUCGCGCACUUAGGCCUGGAGCCGCGGGUGCUGCGCGCCCUGCAGGAAUCUGCGCCCGAAAUCAUUCGCCCCACGACCGUGCAGGUGAGCACCAUCCCACCGCUUGUUCGCGGCCGCCACAUCCUUUGCGCUGCGGAAACUGGCAGUGGCAAGACUCUCAGCUAUCUCCUACCGCUGUUUCAACGGCUCUUGGCCCGGCCCAGCCUGAACUCCCAUCGUAUGCCCGCUCCCCGGGGCCUAGUCCUCGUGCCUUCGCGAGAAUUGGCCGAACAAGUAAGAGACGUGGGCCAGCCGCUGGGUAGUUCGUUGGGCUUGCAGGUGCGGGAGUUAGGGGGAGGCCAUGGCAUGAGUAAGAUCAGGCUGCAGCUGUCGAAACAACCUCCAGGAGAUGUACUAGUGGCCACUCCAGGGGCUCUGUGGAAGGCCUUGAAAAGUCAACUGAUCAGCCUGCAGCAGCUUUCCUUCUUGGUAUUGGAUGAGGCAGACACACUGCUGGAUGAAAGCUUCCUGGAACUGGUGGACUACAUUUUGGCGAAGAGCCACAUAGCAGAGAGCCCAGCCGACUUAGAAGAUCCCUUCAAUCCCAAAGCUCAGCUGGCGCUGGUGGGGGCUACAUUUCCUGAAGGUGUGGGCCAGCUGCUGAGUAAAGUCACCAGCACAGACUCUCUCACCACCAUUACCAGCUCCAAGCUCCACUGCAUCAUGCCUCAUGUCAAACAGACAUUUAUGAGGCUUAAAGGAGCAGAGAAAGUAACUGAGUUGGUGCAGAUCCUCAAGCAGCAUAGUAGAGCAAAUAGGACUGGCCCCUCAGGAACAAUCUUGGUCUUCUGUAACAGCUCCACCACUGUGAACUGGCUGGGAUAUAUUCUGGAUGACCACAAAAUCAAACACUUACGGCUACAGGGGCAAAUGCCAGCCUCGAUGAGGGCAGGCAUCUUCCGGUGCUUCCAGAAGGGCUCCCAAGACAUACUUCUCUGCACAGACAUAGCCUCUCGGGGCCUGGACAGCACACAUGUGGAGCUGGUUGUUAAUUAUGAUUUCCCCCUCACCCUGCAAGACUACAUCCACAGAGCAGGGAGGGUGGGCCGUGUGGGGAGUGAGGUGGCAGGCACUGUCAUCAGCUUUGUAACCCACCCAUGGGAUGUGAGCCUGGUUCAGAAAAUUGAGCUGGCAGCUCGCCGGCGGAGAAGCCUUCCAGGACUAGAGUCUUCGAUGAGAAAACCUUUGCCCCAGCAAGCCUGA
Orycteropus afer afer is the source of this 1620-nucleotide messenger RNA. It is a transcript of the gene DDX28, whose product is annotated as DEAD-box helicase 28. Gene Ontology annotation, molecular function: ATP binding; nucleic acid binding; RNA helicase activity. The record is from RefSeq and is a predicted model, not a curated record. The transcript has a single exon. Bases 1 to 1620 code for a protein of 539 amino acids. Gene Ontology annotation, biological process: mitochondrial large ribosomal subunit assembly. Gene Ontology annotation, cellular component: mitochondrion. Lineage: Eukaryota; Metazoa; Chordata; Mammalia; Tubulidentata; Orycteropodidae.